AUGGCCAUUGAGAAGGAGGCGCCUGAGGAGGUCGGUGUCGUGAUCAAGUACAACCUCUCGGAGAGCGCCAUAUCAGAUCAGACACUUAAGUCGUUGAACAUCACCUUUCCCCCAGAUACUGCUCUGACCUACGCAGAACAUAAGGGAAGUCACGCGAUCCGCUGUCUCGUUGCCAAAGCUUCGGGUAAGUUGAUUGACCCAGACGAUGUUCUCAUCACAGCAGGUGCUUCAAUGUCGCUGUUCAUCAUCAAAACUGCUCUUCUUGGUCCCAAAGAUCACGUGGUCGUCACUCGUCCCAACUAUGCCACCAACCUGGAGAUUCCACGCUCCGUCAAAUGCGACAUCACUUUCAUAGACCUCGAGUUCGAAUCAGAGUACCGCUUGGACAUCGAUUGCGUCGCGGCCGCCAUUCGGCCCGGCGUCACCAAACUCAUCAGCAUCUGCUCCCCUAAUAACCCUACUGGAACAAUGUGUACUACCUCCGAGCUUCAGUCCCUUGCGAGGCUCGCCAAAGAAAGGGGAUGCUAUCUCCUCGUCGACGAAACGUACUCGGAGCUCAAGUACCCAUCCGAGUCCGCUGAUGGAAUAAAUUCGAUUCCAUCGGCGGCUUCGUUGGGUGACCAUGUCAUCAGCGUUUCUUCUGUGUCUAAGGCCUACGGGGUCCCUGGCAUUCGCAUCGGCUGGCUCACUACUACCAAUGUUUGCCUCCAGGAGACAUUCCUUGCCGCUAAGGAACAGAUCGCUAUUAGCGGAAGUGUCCUCGACGAGCUCGUUGCCGAGCAGAUCCUUUCCCGCCAGGCCGAGCUACUCUCUGUGACUAUUGCCGAUAUGCGGAAGCGGAGAGACCACGUUGCGAGUUGGGUUGCUGAGGAGAGCGAGUGGCUCGAUUGGGUGAGACCAGAGGCAGGAGUGAUGUGCUUUAUCAAAAUCAAGAAAGAGCCGGUUGGAGGAAUCGAGACGUUCUACACAAGAUUGUUGGAGAAGUACGGAGUGUAUAUCGGACGAGGAGGCUGGUUUGAGAGAGAUGAUAGUUUCUUCAGACUGGGGUAUGGUUGGCCGACGUGGCAGGAGUUGGAACAGGGGCUUUGUGGGAUUUCGAAGGCUCUCCGGGAAUGA
Molecule: messenger RNA, 1116 nt
Organism: Penicillium atrosanguineum
Lineage: Eukaryota; Fungi; Ascomycota; Eurotiomycetes; Eurotiales; Aspergillaceae
Product: pyridoxal phosphate-dependent aminotransferase
Exons: 1
Coding region: 1-1116 (371 amino acids)
Biological process (GO): biosynthetic process
Molecular function (GO): pyridoxal phosphate binding; catalytic activity
Source: RefSeq, a predicted model, not a curated record